Molecule: messenger RNA, 1329 nt
Organism: Auxenochlorella protothecoides
Lineage: Eukaryota; Viridiplantae; Chlorophyta; Trebouxiophyceae; Chlorellales; Chlorellaceae
Product: Putative protein disulfide-isomerase
Exons: 7
Coding region: 1-1329 (442 amino acids)
Source: RefSeq, a predicted model, not a curated record
AUGCAGCCGGACUCACACGCGUGUCUGGCAGGAGCCUGCUUACUUCUCAUCCUCGCACCCUCAGUACUUGCUGUGCGUGACAGCAAGUAUUAUGACCUGCUGGGCGUUGCCACGGACGCCGACGAGCGAACGAUCCAGAAGGCGUACAGGCGACAAGCCAUGAAGCACCAUCCGGACAGGAACCCCGAUGCCAAGGAGGGCGCCGAGAAGAAAUUCAGGGAAGUUGCGGCAGCGUAUGAGGUGCUCAGCGAUCCGGAAAAGCGGCGCAUGUACGACCAGCUUGGAGAAGAUGGCUUGAGACCGGGAGGCCAGGCCGGUCCUGGGGGUGGAGGGGCAGGUUUCCAUUUCCAGGGUGAUCCUUUCGCCACCUUCCGCACCGUUUUUGGCAAUGGAGGGGGAAUGGGUGGUCAGCGAAUCCAGUUCCAGUUUGGCGGCGGGGGCGGAGGUUUCCCCGGAGGGUUUGGGGGCCACCAUCAGCAGCAGCAGCAGCAGCGGCCGGGCGGGGGCCUGUAUGACGGCAUGCCUGCCGUCAGGAAACUGGGCGUGGACUCCUUCCCCUCCGGGACCAGGGAUGGCUGGGUGUGGCUGGUGGAGUUCUACGCCCCCUGGUGCGGCCACUGCCGCCAGCUGGCGCCCAAGUGGGGCAGGCUGGCGGAGGCGCUGGCGGGCGUGGUGAGGGUGGGGGCGGUGAACUGCGAGGAGGAGGCCGCGCUGUGCCAGGAGCACGGCGUGCAGGGCUACCCCACCAUCAAGGCCUUUGUGGAGGGGCGGAGCGUGGACUACUCAGGCGAGAGGAGCGCAGCUGCGCUCAAGGACUUUGCGCUGGGGCUGCUCCCCUCCGACGUGCCCAGCGUCUCCAGCCCUGCCCAGCUCGAGGCGUUCUUGAAGCCCAGCCCAGCCUGGGGGGUGUCCGUCCUCCUCUUCACGACCAAGCAGCAGCCGGGGGCCCUGGCGCGCAGCCUGUCCCUACGCUUCAAGGGCAAGGUGGCGAUCGCGGAGGUGCCCAGCACAGCUAAGGGCAUGGUGGAGCGCUUCAACAUAAGCAGCUUCCCUGCGGUGGUUGCUGUGUGCGGCGGGGACGCCGGCACCACGAUCAGGCACACGGGGGACAUGAAGUCCGAAGCCCUCGCAAAGUUUGUGCUGAGCUUCAGGGACGGUAGUCGGUGCAUCGAAGCCAUCCAACUGACGCCAGAGACAGACUUGAACAAGUUCAAGGUGGCGCAGCUGAAGAAACUGCUGGCCAGCAAAGGGGUGACAUGUCCGGAGUGCUUGGAAAAGGUGGACUACCUGCAUCGCGUCCAGGAAGUGUUCGGCCUGGCAUCUGUGUAA